Plectropomus leopardus (leopard coralgrouper) is the source of this 949-nucleotide messenger RNA. NCBI's taxonomy places the organism in Eukaryota, Metazoa, Chordata, Actinopteri, Perciformes, Serranidae. The record is from RefSeq and is a predicted model, not a curated record.
AACAACACUGGCCAGGGCCAAAGUUGUGGAGGACUGGUCCAGAGAUGGAGGGGUGCUGCUGAUGGGUUAUGAGAUGUACCGCCUGCUGUCCAUGAAGAAGAGCUUUGUGAUGGGCAAGAAGAGGAAAUCAAAGAAGCCCGCAGGACCAAUCAUCAUCGACCUGGAUGAAGAAGACAGACAGCAGGAACUCAUGAAAGGUAUUGAAAGGGCCAUAGCGCGGCCCGGCCCAGACGUGGUGAUAUGUGACGAGGGUCAUCGCAUUAAAAACUACCAUGCCAGCACGUCCCAGGCUCUGAAGAACAUCCGCUCCCGCCGCCGAGUAGUCCUGACCGGUUACCCGUUACAGAACAACCUGAUUGAAUACUGGUGCAUGGUGGACUUUGUAAGGCCUGACUUUUUGGGCACGAGGCAGGAGUUCAGCAACAUGUUUGAGCGGCCCAUUCUGAACGGCCAGUGCGUGGACAGCACACCUCAAGAUGUCCGUUUGAUGCGCUACCGCAGCCACGUGCUGCACAGCUUGCUGGAGGGGUUUGUCCAGAGACGAGGUCAUGAUGUGCUGCGGGACCAUCUUCCCUCCAAGGAGGAGCACGUGAUCUUGGUCCGGCUUUCUCCCGUUCAGAGGGCGCUGUAUACCGAGUUCAUGAAGCGCUUUAGAGAGGCGGGGAACAGUGGCUGGCUCGGUCUAAAUCCACUCAAAGCCUUCUGUGUGUGCUGCAAGAUCUGGAAUCACCCAGAUGUCCUCUAUGAAGCCCUGCAGAAGGAGAAUCAGGCCAACGAGCAGGACCUGGACCUCGAUGACAUCACUGCAGCGAGUAACCCCCGCUGCCCUGCACCGGGUGCCGGCCUCAAAGCCAAAGUAGCGGACUCCAGCAACAGCAAACUCAACAACACCCUUCCAACUCUCAACCCCUCGCAGGAUCGAGCCAAUCAAGUCAUCACGUAUGAAUGG